Bombyx mori (domestic silkworm) is the source of this 2556-nucleotide messenger RNA. Its product is annotated as FH1/FH2 domain-containing protein 3. Lineage: Eukaryota; Metazoa; Arthropoda; Insecta; Lepidoptera; Bombycidae. The transcript is spliced from 7 exons. The record is from RefSeq and is a predicted model, not a curated record. Gene Ontology annotation, biological process: cortical actin cytoskeleton organization. The coding region runs from base 325 to 894 and encodes 189 amino acids. Gene Ontology annotation, cellular component: cytoplasm; cytoskeleton. Gene Ontology annotation, molecular function: actin filament binding.
AAACUGUCGAAGCUCGAGAGACUUAGAGAGACGGAGUUCAUAAAUAUCAAGAAAGUAGAGAAGAUACAAUUCCACCCUACCGUAUAUUAACUGACGAAUUAUACCAUUAAUGAAUCUUCGAGAAGAAUCCGUUGAAGGCUAUACAGAAAUAAAAAGAAACAACACGAUCCAGAAGCUCUCACUACGAUUGAUUGCGUCAUCAUAAUAAAAUGUAAACAAAGAAGCAAAGCGUGAAUGAAAUCUGAAUAAAUACGCCCGUAUUAAUGGGGGCAGAUAUAUUACGGCAUUCAGGCUUGAAGGUUAUCAGGGCGCAAAGGAACAUUAAUGUCAAGAUCAAACACUAAUUCUAAUUACUUAAUAAGAUUUGGGAAAUUAUUGCUGCGGUUCGGCGUUCCACCUUCGGAUAUUGCGAAAACAAAACCUUCAGAGUUCCUAAAAGUCAUAGCGGAAUUCGCUUUAGAGUACCGCACUACGAGAGAAAGAGUCCAACAGCAGAUGGAGAAAAGAGCAAAUCAUAGGGAGAGGAACAAGACCAGAGGCAAAAUGAUUAUUGACGUCGGGAACUAUUCGAACAAAAACGGAGACCACACUGCUGAUCACGCCCUAAAGGAACUCCUGAAGACAGAUCCUGAUACUGACAGCCUCACUGAAGGGAGACGCAAGUCACAGGCCUCCACUAACAGAAUGCUAGUCAACGGAGAUCUGUCAGCCGACGACGAGAUCAUUGAGAGUUUGGUGCGAUCCGCCACAUCCAAACGCCGAACUGCCCCUAGAGAACGGAGAAGGAAUCGAAUGUCCGACAAAAAGAACUGGAACAGAACUCUGGACGGACAUCAGUCCUGGCCCAGAAGAGAAAGUAGUCCAGGAUCAACUGCCGAGAUCCAGCAGAGAUAGUCAACAAGAAAAUUGUCUUUAGUUUAACCUACUUGUAAAUUAUUAUUUAUUUAAGAAUCAAACAGGGACGUACUCGUGCUACUUGAAGAACGAAGAACUUAAUAUUAUUAAAGUAUCGUAACUUUUAUAAUUUUGUUAACAACAAACAAGGUGAAUGACUUGAUACCGCUAACAACCUGAUUAGCGUCUUUACUAUCAGUUUUUGUCACAUGUCAUUUUGAUUUACUUUAUGUAAUUAUUAUAGUUUUACUGCGUUUACGACACAAAUUAUCCGCAAGGUAGUGUUAACGAAAAUCAAUAUUUCGACGCUUGAAAGGCAAACGUGACUAAGCGACAAUGCGUGAACUUUACAGUAGACUAAUUUAAAGUUGAAAUACCUGAAAUCAAAAUUUAUUUUAACGAAUCUAGCUGUAGUAGAAUCUAGCUAGUAGCUGUAGGAUUGAAAUGAUUUUAAUAUACCUAGAAAUUUAUUUAUUUUGCGCAUCGAAUAUGGGUAUUGCCUAUCAUCUAUGUAUAAAUCAGUUAUUGUCGCUUAGUCACUUUUGCCUUUCAAGCGUCGAUUUAGUUUCGUUCUUAUGUAGCUUUUUUACCUGGUCGUGUCAGGAAAAUUGUACAAUGUAGUUACAUACAGAUGCGUGUGUCAAAACAAAUCUGAGUACGUCCGUAUGUUGUGAAGAAUCUCAUACGCCGGGCUGGCUCCUUCAUUAUUAUUCUACAUGAAACGAGAACGAAUUUUGCUAUGAAAAUGUAUCUAAUUUAUACUUGUAGAAGAACAACGGCAUUUUUACACGUGUUACGAGUAAUAAACUAGAAUUCCCUUAAUAUAUUAGUAUAUUUAGAAUUCCCUCUUUUAACGAAUUAAUUAAGCUUUCCCAAAGAAAAUGUGAAAAUUUUAAAUUAAUACAUAACAUUACUUUACAGUUUUUAUUACUGUUCUGUGUAAAUGUUUACCUUACUGUGUAGAUGUUUACCUAAUGUACGAGUAUUAUGGUCUCGAAAUUAACGAAGAAUCUUAAGUUAACCUUAGGUAAAGUCACCAAUUUUGUUAAAAAAAUGUCAUCCAAGUAAAUGUCAUUAUUGCGUAUUUUUGCGAUAGCUAUUUGUCACUCAUACCGUAUCUGGACUAUAAUAGACUCAAUAUAUCCAAACCUUAUCUACAUAUUCCCCAUAAAAAUUACAUUUUACUAACGUAGAAAGGACACAAUUGUAUGGGAUAAGCUAAUGCAAAGUCGUAUUUUCUAUAUCAAUUCCAAUCAAUUGCUUAGUUCCUACAAGCGUAAUGCUAGUAGAAUGUAACAGUGCAUAACACAAUUACACUAAAAAUGUAAAUAGCAUGACGACAGUACCUGAAAAAGGCAAAAGCUUUGUCACAUAAUAAUUGUCCAGGUUCCUUUAUUUUUAGAUGUAACGUGUUUUUUUUUAAUAACGUAGAAAAUACCUUUUUUAAAUAAACUAUAGUUUUUUUGUAUUUCUAUACAUUCAUCAUAUAAACUACUACUUUACAUUUACUUGUAGAGAAAAAUAAUAGAAACUUCCGAGUAUGGCAAAUCUAGUAAAAUCGGGGGCUUUACCUGUUGUAUUUUAUUGUCUAACAUUUAUAAACAUUAUAUGAAGGCAAUUUGGCACGUAUUGUUAAAUUAAAAUGCAAUUAUUAAACUAAAA